AAAAGUUGACAAGACAUGCGUGAAGCAUGUUUUGGUUAUUUGAGCCUUGGAGGCAUCUGUUCAUAUGGACCAAUAUCUCUUCUCUCUGGUCUUAACCCUCGUCCACUUCACCUAUUUCUCCAUUUCUUUGCCGUUGCUAUCUAUGGUGUUGGGCGCUUGAUGCUUCCAUUCCCUUCUCCUCAACGCACAUGGCUUGGGGUUAGAUUGAUCUUGAGUGCAUCAGGGAUCAUAUUUCCCAUUAUAAAGGGUGAAGGAGUUAGACAGAUGUUCUUUCCUGCAACAGUACCAGCAUAUUACAGAGCUCCUCCUGUUCAAUGAAGAAAUCAAAACAAGCAUAUUCUCAGAGAAAACUUUGGUACUCGGGUCUUUCUUUUAUUGUAAACCCAAUCUGUAUCGAAUCAACAGCAUUAGUUCCUCCCACAAAAUAAAUUUCAUGAUGGGGGUUCAAUGCUCAAAUUAGGAGAGAAAGAAAACUAUUUUCUUAAUUCUUUUAGGAUUUGUUCUUCUGCAGUGGAGACAAGAAGCUAGGUUUCCCAUGAAACAUGUAAUUGUAUGAAACUAUAGCAGUUGGUAAAUAAUAACAUAUAAAUUUUGGGUCAGUA
Molecule: messenger RNA, 602 nt
Organism: Rosa chinensis
Lineage: Eukaryota; Viridiplantae; Streptophyta; Magnoliopsida; Rosales; Rosaceae
Product: squalene monooxygenase SE1-like
Exons: 2
Coding region: 16-318 (100 amino acids)
Biological process (GO): sterol biosynthetic process
Cellular component (GO): membrane; endoplasmic reticulum
Molecular function (GO): flavin adenine dinucleotide binding; squalene monooxygenase activity
Source: RefSeq, a predicted model, not a curated record